Messenger RNA from Drosophila obscura, 2352 nucleotides. It is a transcript of the gene cu, whose product is annotated as nocturnin. The transcript has 6 exons. The coding region runs from base 16 to 2115 and encodes 699 amino acids. Gene Ontology annotation, molecular function: 3'-5'-RNA exonuclease activity. Lineage: Eukaryota; Metazoa; Arthropoda; Insecta; Diptera; Drosophilidae. The record is from RefSeq and is a predicted model, not a curated record.
GAAAAGUGCUAGAAUAUGGAUAAUAAUAAAAACUGCAUACAAGAGCAUUAUGGCCAUCGUCGACAGCCUGCCUUGGGCAAGGCCAUGCCCGUGACGGCGCUGCUAUUGAAUCUCAAUCUGAACGAUGGCACAGGCAGACGCAACCACGUACAGCCGGAGCAGCGGGAUCAUGAUGAUGAUGAUGAUGAUGAUAAGCCACCGCGUUACUUUAAUGUCACGGAUGAGCCACCAACGCCCGAUGGCGAGGAGCCACCGCCACCACCAGCCCACUAUGGGCAGGAUCGACAGCUGGCUGGUUGCUCGGAGUUGGCCAAGCCAUGUCUGAAUUGUUUGGGACUGGCACCAGCGGCAGAUCAGCAGCUGAACUCCGCGUCCUCGGCCAUAAAUGAGAUGUGCCUGCGUUUGUGCGGCGCUGAGUGCCGCCAGCCGCAAGGCCUCUCCUUGGGUGGCCACCAGCACCAGAGUCUGGAGAGUCAACGUGUGCGCCAGGAUUUCCUCAAGCAAUACGAAAUUGCGGAAGCACUGGCCAAGACCUCGGCAAUGACCUCCACGGUGCAAAUGAGACAGCGUCUGGCCGCACGUAAACUGGAAAUCGAUUUUGAAAUGGAUGUCGAACUGGAUGCCACCAAGCAGGCACAGCAACAGCAGCCACAGCAGAUACAGCAGCAACAGCAGCAGGGUGUGGCCAGUGCCAGCCCCAACUUUAAUCGAAGACAGACUGCAGCUGCCGUUGGAGGAGACACGGUGCCGCCGCCGUCAUCGUCUUCGUCGUCGUUUACCGUCGAUUAUGAGCCGCCUCGCGAUCUGCUCUUGUAUCUUGUAAGAAUGGGCUCAUUCAAUUCGGCGCCAAAGAUCAAUAAUGUGGACUCGCAGGACGAUGGUCUGGAACUGCCCAAGGGUCUGAGCACAUCGGCAUUGCUGCAGCAUGUCCAGCAGUCGAGGGGCGUGGGCAUUGAGCAGCCCUCACUGCUAUCCCGAUGCUUCCUGAAGCCACUCUCAAUGGGCGAGGAUGUCACCGAUGGACUGCGUUGUCUCCAGCUGAACACUGUUUCGAGAGUUUGCAGUGCACCCAUUGAGGGCGACAGUUUGCAGAACAUUCGUUUGCUGCAGUGGAAUAUUUUGUCGCAGACUCUGGGCCAGCAUAACGAUGGCUUUGUGCGCUGUCCCGAAGAGGCGCUGGACUGGCAGCAUCGCAAGUACCUGAUUGUCCAGGAGAUUCUGCAGAACCAGCCCGAUGUCAUUUGUCUGCAAGAAGUGGACCACUUUAAGUUCCUGCAGACGGUGCUGGGCAGCCAGAACUAUGCGGGCAUCUUCUUCCCCAAACCGGACUCGCCCUGUCUGUAUAUAGAGCAGAACAACGGGCCCGAUGGCUGUGCCAUUUUCUACAAACGCGACAAGCUGCAGUUGCUGGGCUACGACACGCGCGUCCUGGAGGUGUGGCGUGUGCAGAGCAAUCAGGUGGCCAUUGCGGCACGACUACAGUUGAAGGCUUCCGGCCGGGAGUUUUGUGUCUGCACCACCCAUCUGAAGGCGCGUCAUGGCGCCCUGCUGGCCAAGCUGCGCAACGAGCAGGGACGGGAUCUGAUGCGAUUCGUUAAGCAGUUUGCUGGCGAGACGCCACUGCUGCUGUGCGGUGACUUCAAUGCGGAGCCCGUCGAGCCCAUUUAUGCCACCAUACUGGGCUGCGAUCUGUUCAAACUGGGCAGCGCCUAUGCGGAUGUUAAGCUGGAGCGGGAGCAGAUACUCCAGCCCAGCGCGGAUGUCAAUGAGUUUGUGGCGCAGUCGAUGAAGCGUGAGCCGCCAUACACCACCUGGAAGAUACGCGAAGAGGGCGAGGAGUGUCACACCAUUGACUAUGUCUUCUAUACACCCGAUCAGCUCAAGAUCAAAAACUGUCUGGAAUUUCCGGCAGGCGAAGAGAUUGGCAAAAAUCGUACGCCCAGCUAUCAGUAUCCAUCGGAUCAUUUCUCUUUGGUCUGUGACUUUGAGCUGCUCGAUGGCCCGCCACCAGCACCACCUCUGACCUCUGACUCUGGCGAUCAGUGCCACAAGACGAGCGACGACAGCGAUGGGGAACGAGAAACGGAGGCCAGCAAACAUGGCAACAUACAAUAAUAAUAGAUAGCCCUUCGCGCCCACGCGCCCACACGCCCACACAAAUGCAUCCGCAAUUCACCAGAUGAGAAGUUUCAAUUACAUUACAUCGAUUGUGAUAUUAGUUGUUAGAUACAUUUUAGCCUCAUAACUCGUACACGAGUGUUGCACCCGACAGUUUGCAGCUUUUUACAAGAGAGAUAAUCCAAAAUUCACAAUAAAUAAAUAAAUUUAAGUUGGAAGAAAGUCAACCAAACA